Messenger RNA from Fragaria vesca subsp. vesca, 2304 nucleotides. RefSeq lists its product as uncharacterized. Gene Ontology annotation, cellular component: plasma membrane. The transcript is spliced from 11 exons. The record is from RefSeq and is a predicted model, not a curated record. Lineage: Eukaryota; Viridiplantae; Streptophyta; Magnoliopsida; Rosales; Rosaceae. Gene Ontology annotation, molecular function: calcium-activated cation channel activity. Bases 1 to 2304 code for a protein of 767 amino acids.
AUGGCUACACUCAGUGAUAUAGGAAUGGCAGCAGCAAUCAAUAUUCUGACUGCAUUUGCUUUCUUUGUGGCGUUUGCCAUACUCCGGCUUCAACCUGUGAACGAUAGGGUCUACUUUCCGAAAUGGUAUCUCAAAGGACUGAGGGCCAGUCCGUUGGGCGGGGCUUUUGUAAGUAAGUUUGUGAAUUUGGACUACAGGUCAUAUAUGAGGUUUCUGAAUUGGAUGCCCGCGGCGUUGCAAAUGCCGGAACCUGAGCUGGUUGACCAUGCGGGGUUGGACUCGGCUGUUUACCUGAGGAUUUACUUGACAGGGCUAAAGAUUUUUGUACCUAUCACAUUGCUGGCCUUUUCAGUCAUGGUCCCUGUCAAUUGGACCAAUACCACCCUAAAGAAGUCAAAUUUAGUUUACAGCAACCUAGAUCAGCUUUCUAUUUCAAAUGUUCCUCUUGGAUCUAAUAGAUUUUGGACUCAUUUAGUAAUGGCCUAUGCCUUUACAUUCUGGACAUGCUAUGUUUUGAGAAAGGAGUAUGAGAUCAUUGCAACAAUGAGAUUGCAUUUUCUUGCAUCAGAACAACGGCGCCCUGAUCAGUUCACAGUACUGGUUAGAAAUGUGCCACCAGAUCCUGAUGAAACAGUCAGUCAGCUUGUGGAACAUUUUUUUCUUGUCAACCACCCAGACCACUAUCUCACUCAUCAGGUUGUUUACAAUGCAAAUAAACUUUCUAAUUUAGUCAGUGAGAAGAAGAAAGUUCAGAAUUGGCUCGACUACUAUCAACUAAAAUUUUCAAGAAAUCCAUCCAAUAGACCAUUAACAAAGACUGGAUUUCUUGGUCUUUUGGGUAAGAGGUUGGAUGCAAUUAAUCAUUAUACAUCUGAGGUUGAAAGACUAUCACAAGAGAUAUCCUCAGAGAGAGAUAAGAUUACAAAUAACCCUAAAUCUAUUAUGCCAUCAGCAUUUGUGUCCUUCAAAACUCGAUGGGGUGCUGCUGUUUGCGCACAAACUCAACAAACCAGAAAUCCGACUUUAUGGUUGACUGAGUGGGCUCCAGAACCUCGUGAUGUUUAUUGGGAUAACCUGGCAAUUCCAUAUGUUUCACUGGCAAUUAGGAGGCUUAUAAUUGCUGUUGCUUUCUUCUUCCUCACCUUCUUUUUCAUGAUACCCAUUGCAUUUGUUCAGUCCCUUGCGAACAUUGAGGGUAUUGAGAGAGCAGCCCCCUUCCUAAAGGCCAUUGUUGAAGUGAAAUUCAUAAAGUCAUUUAUCCAAGGCUUCCUCCCCGGAAUUGCUUUGAAGCUUUUUCUGAUAUUUCUUCCUUCUAUAUUGAUGAUGAUGUCCAAAUUUGAAGGAUUUACUAGCAUAUCAGCCCUGGAGAGGCGAUCUGCAACUAGAUAUUACAUUUUCCAAUUCAUUAACGUAUUUCUUGGGAGCAUAAUCACUGGAACUGCGUUUCAACAAUUGGAUAAGUUCAUCCACCAGUCUGCUAAUGAUAUCCCGAUUACAAUUGGAGUUUCAAUUCCAAUGAAGGCGACCUUCUUUAUAACUUAUAUAAUGGUUGAUGGGUGGGCUGGAGUUGCUGGGGAGAUUCUAAGAUUGAAGCCAUUGAUCAUGUAUCACUUAAAGAAUACCUUCUUGGUAAAGACUGAAAAGGAUAGGGAAGAGGCCAUGGAUCCAGGAACCCUUGGGUUUAACACUGGUGAACCACAAAUACAACUCUAUUUCCUACUUGGCCUUGUUUAUGCUGUGGUGUCCCCAAUCCUACUGCCUUUCAUAAUAGUAUUCUUUGCCCUGGCAUAUGUUGUUUAUCGUCACCAGAUUAUAAAUGUCUACAAUCAAGAGUAUGAGAGUGCUGCAGCAUUCUGGCCAGAUGUCCAUGGGCGGAUCAUAACAGCACUUGUUGUCUCGCAAUUGCUACUGAUGGGAUUAUUAAGUACAAAAGAAGCUGCUCAGUCCACUCCAUUGCUCAUCACACUCCCGGUGCUAACCAUAUCGUUCCAUCGAUUUUGCAAAGGCCGUUAUGAACCUGCUUUCAAAAAAAAUCCAUUACAGGAAGCAAUGAGGAAAGACACAUUAGAACAUGUGAGAGAGCCUAAUCUGAACUUAAAAGGCUUCCUUCAAAGUGCAUACGUCCACCCAGUUUUCAAGGGUGCAGAUGACAGUGACAGUGAUGGAGCCGCCGAAGAAUUGGAGGUGGAGCCUGCUGUUGUCCGAACAAAACGCCAGUCUCGAAGGAACACACCCGUGCCCAGCAAGUAUAGUGGUUCAGUACGGUCGUCCGAAGCCGAAGAUGUUCUCAUGAUACAGCCUUAG